This is a messenger RNA of Linderina pennispora, 924 nucleotides long. RefSeq lists its product as uncharacterized. The coding region runs from base 1 to 924 and encodes 307 amino acids. NCBI's taxonomy places the organism in Eukaryota, Fungi, Kickxellomycota, Kickxellomycetes, Kickxellales, Kickxellaceae. The record is from RefSeq and is a predicted model, not a curated record. The transcript has a single exon.
AUGACAUGCUCGUGCUGCCAUCACGCCCUCCUGCGCUCCCUGGAAGAUGCCGCGGCACUGGGCUUCGAUGGCACUGUACAGUCAAUACAUGUGCAUAUGCGCAUAUGCGAUAUGUUCAGUGGCUGCGCUCUAAAAGAGCUUUUGAGGAUCCCUGGUGGCCAUGUAUUGAAGCGUGGUAGGCAUUUGGAGGUUGAAGAGGAGCUUGCGUGGCCGAAGCGGCGGCAGGUGGAGAAUAGCAGCGGUGAGGCGUUUUGUGAGCAGCUUAAUCGGCUCCUUCCCAGUGUCAAAUCGGCGUCUGUGGAUAUGACGCGGUGCGGCAAGUCCUUGCCAGGGGAAAUGCAGUUGGCAAGUCUAUUCAACUGGAUGUUGAAGGGUGUCUAUAAUUUGCACAUGGGGCUGUGUCCGCGCAGCGAAUUGCUAGCAGCCACUGGAGAUCUGCAACUCACCAGUGUGAGUUUUAGUUGCGCAGAUAGUACGCCGGCACCCGGUGAGCUGAUCCGCUGCCAGUCCCUGACACUCGAGUGCAUUCGCCUAGAGGCAACGAGAACCUGUGCAUUUUCUGCCAUGGUCUACGAUGAAUCGGGCGAUCCAGUCACAUACCCUCGUGUCCAUACAUUGACCAUUGGCGCAAAACUGCACGCUAUCAACGAUGUUGUCGGCACUAGUGCAUAUGCAAACAUUGCAGUGCUUCCCGUUCUCGAGCAGCUCAAUCGCAGACGCCUAUCCUUUUCCACAGCUGCGGUUUUCCAUGACACACAGAGGACAUUGCGCAAACUGUCGAUAUCGGUGCAGCUGUUUAUGCAUCAUAGUUUUUUGCACGACGAGAUCCUUAAAUGCGGCCCAUUUGUGUGUCUGGAGAAGGUCGAGAUCCAGAGCGGUCGGUUUCUCUCCGAUGACUUUAUUGACAGGAUCUUGCAGACAUAG